Molecule: messenger RNA, 3129 nt
Organism: Passer domesticus (house sparrow)
Lineage: Eukaryota; Metazoa; Chordata; Aves; Passeriformes; Passeridae
Product: S-adenosyl-L-methionine-dependent tRNA 4-demethylwyosine synthase TYW1-like
Exons: 16
Coding region: 160-2205 (681 amino acids)
Biological process (GO): wybutosine biosynthetic process
Molecular function (GO): FMN binding; catalytic activity; 4 iron, 4 sulfur cluster binding
Source: RefSeq, a predicted model, not a curated record
GCACUUGGACAGCGCAAGUAUUUUCUGCUUUUCCUUGUAACAGAGCUGCCCUAGCAAGGAAGAACCCAGAGUUUCCCUCUGACAGUAUGGAAUGCUAGCUUGGAGCUCAUCUGACACACCUGAGGAGGAACCUGUGACAUUCCAGAUUUAGAUGUUUCAAUGGAUAUGUGGAGCUACUUCCAUACUUGCCUGGUGUCCAUAUGGCUGCACAGAUUUUACAUCUAUUCUACUGUUGCUUUUGGGAUCAGCCUUUGGAUUGUCAUUCAUUUCACCACCACCAGAAACAAAAGGAAGGAUGAGAAAUCCCAUGAGAAUCCCUCUUCCCCUGAGGGAACAUCAGACAAAAUGGGAAAUGGAUGUGCCCCCCGUCAGGCACAGGGGUUCCAUGUUGCUGGAGUGAAGAUUUUCUAUGGCUCUCAGACUGGCACAGCAAAGAGAUUUGCCAAAGCUCUGGCUGAAGCUGUUACUUCCCUUAAUUUGCCUGUGGAAGUCAUUAACAUGGGAGACUAUGAUCCAGAAGAUGGGUUAGUAGAGGAGACAAACAGCAGGAACAUCUGUGUGUUCCUGGUGGCCACCUACACCGAGGGGCAGCCCCCGGAGAGCGCAGCCUGGUUCUGCAAGUGGCUGGAGGAGGCAGCCAAUGACUUCCGUGUUGGGAAAAGCCUCCUGCAGGGCCUGAGAUACGCCGUGUUUGGGCUGGGGAACUCGGCCUAUGUGAAUCACUACAACACAGUUGGAAGGAGGAUGGACAGGUGGCUGUGGAUGCUCAGUGCCAGCAGGAUCAUGGCUCGAGCUGAGGGGGACAGCAAUGUGGUCCAGAGCAAGCACGGCAGCAUUGAGGCUGACUUUGAGGCCUGGAAAGCCAAAUUCCUCAUUCGGCUCCAGGCGCUCUGCAGAGGGGAAAAGAAGCCCUGCAGGGGGAAGUGCAAGAAGGGGAAGUGCAAAUCUUCAGGGAAGCAGAGCAAGGAAAGCUUGGACCAUGACCAUGAGACGUCAGAACAGGACAACACUGAGGCAGAGGAAUUGUUUGAAACCAGUAGUGAGGAGGAAGCUGGAAGCACAGAUUCUGUCAUUGAUGUUGAAGAUCUUGGCAAUAUCAUGGGCCGCAUGAAGAAAGCAAAGAGAGAGCAGGAGCUGCAGGAAGGAGCUGCUGGAGCUGAGAGGAGAGAGAUGAUCACCCCGGCCCUGAGGGAGGCACUCACUAAACAAGGUUAUAAACUCAUUGGGAGCCAUUCUGGGGUGAAGCUCUGCCGAUGGACAAAGUCGAUGCUGCGGGGCCGCGGGGGCUGCUACAAGCACACCUUCUAUGGCAUUGAGAGCCACCGCUGCAUGGAGGCCACCCCCAGCCUGGCCUGUGCCAACAAGUGUGUCUUCUGCUGGAGGCACCACACGAACCCCGUGGGCACCGAGUGGCGGUGGAAGAUGGACCAGCCCGAGGUGAUCCUGCAGGAGGCCCUCGAGAAGCACCAGAACAUGAUCAGACAGUUCAAAGGCGUGUCAGGAGUGAAGGCAGCUCGGCUGGAGGAAGCUCUGGCAGUGAAGCACUGUGCCCUGUCCCUGGUGGGGGAGCCCAUCAUGUACCCACACAUCAACCACUUCGUGAGGCUCCUGCACCAGCACGGCAUCUCCACCUUCCUGGUCACCAACGCCCAGUUCCCUGAGGAGAUCAGGAGGCUGGAGCCUGUGACCCAGCUCUACGUCAGUGUGGAUGCCAGCACCAAGGAGAGCCUGAGGAGGAUUGACAGACCCCUCUUCAAGGACUUCUGGCAGAGGUUUCUAGACAGCUUAAAGGCCUUAGCUGAAAAGCAACAGCGCACUGUUUACAGGCUGACCCUGGUGAAAGCUUGGAACGUGGAUGAACUCAAAGCUUAUGCUGACCUGAUAUCCCUUGGGAAACCAGACUUCAUCGAGGUCAAGGGUGUGACCUACUGCGGGGAGAGCUCUGCCAGCAGCCUGACCAUGGCCAACGUGCCGUGGCACGGGGAGGUGGUGAGCUUCGUGCAGGAGCUGGCGCGGCUGCUCCCGGAGUACGGCAUCGCCUGCGAGCACGAGCACUCCAACUGCCUGCUGCUGGCCCACAGCAAGACUGAGACCCCAAACUUGAACCUGGGGAGGAGCAGUUCUGGAGGAAUGUUGGCAGGAGUCCCCUGCUCCACAUCUCUAACAGGCUUCCAGCUCACACUGGCUGCUUCCUUUGGAUAUUAGUGCUGAAAUCAGAGUAGUGCUGAAUAAACUCAGAAAUGUUCGUAGCAGAAUCAGUGUGAGACAGAAAAUGAGCGUUCACAUUGUUCAGAGAUUCGAUAUUAUUUUUUAUCAAUAGGAUUCCGGAUUUUCUAGGCUGUUUGCAGACUUCACUCCUUUGAUAACACAAUGUGAGUUUUUGAUGUUUCUUAUCUCCCAUCUAAAGCCUUCAAAGCCAGGCAGCGAGGGCCAGGCUGUGCUGGCUUUGUGCUCCCUUUGUUCUGUUUUCCCUGUGCCUGGAGAUCCCAAACCUCCUGCACAGGGCAGUGGCAGCUCCUCCCUCCCUCCCUGCCCGGCAUCACUCCCUGGGAAGGUCUGGCUGCGGGGCUGCCUCGGCCCUGCAGGGUUUUGUGACCUGGACAAGCCCCAGAGUGACCCCACUGCAGACCCUGAGAGAGGAGCUUGGGCUGGAGGUCCCUUCCAUCCCAUACUAUCUGGGGGUUGUUCCAUGUAAGAGCUGAGUUUUGCCCUGGGCCAUCCCAAAUGGUUCCCAGCCAUUCACUGGGGAUUUUGCUCCCUGUCCCAUAACAGAAUCCUGAGUCCCUCCUGCAGCCAAGGCAAACCCGCUCUGCUCUUUGCACCUCAAGGCCACCAGAGCAGGAUCCUUUCCCCUUACCAUUGUCUCCUCCCGUGGUUUUAGGGUGGUUUUGGGGGUAUCUGUUUUUUCCUUCAAGAUCUUUAAGUUGUUAUCCAAAACCCAGCUUCCCUCAAGGCCUUCUGUGUCUAAUCAGCAAAUAUCACCUGAUUUUGUGGGGAUGAAGUCAUUAUGUCUCCCUCAGCAAAAAGCCUGCUUCUCCUUUUUCCCCAGGGGGAGGAGAGGCCUUCCCUCAGGAUUAUGGGAUUAAGCAGAGCUUUAAAAGAGAGAUCUUGCUUUGUUGCUUAAAGAGC